Messenger RNA from Parastagonospora nodorum SN15, 1380 nucleotides. RefSeq lists its product as hypothetical. NCBI's taxonomy places the organism in Eukaryota, Fungi, Ascomycota, Dothideomycetes, Pleosporales, Phaeosphaeriaceae. The transcript has 5 exons. The coding region runs from base 1 to 1380 and encodes 459 amino acids. The record is from RefSeq and is a predicted model, not a curated record.
AUGGCCUCAGCAGACUCACCACCUGCAAACGCUGCCACUGAAUCGGCGUCCAUGGAGCAAGUGAUCACCGACACCAGUACUCCUCUUAUAAGGCUCGUUGAUGAUGCAGAUGUGAACAGCGAUCCGCCACAAGUCGAAGAAGACAACAACGCAGACCUCUACAUCGUUACACCACCAGCAUACACCCAAUCCAUAGCCGAAGGCGAACAAACAGUCGACGCCGAAGAAGUCCAGGAAGAAAAACCGGAUGGGCCGUCUCGGUCACCCGAUCGUGAAGCAUUUGCCCUGGCCUUUCCGCGUGCAGUCAAUGAGCAUCCAGAACCUGCCCGACCAGCAACUCCUCUCCAUGUGUUACAAGAGCGGGCAAGAGGAAACGCUCCUCUUGCUCCGACCGGGCCAGACCCAGUUCUCUCGCACUACCUCACCGAGCCCGCGACUAUCGUCUCUCUCAUCGGCAUCCAGGCCUGCAGUCUCCUCCCCAACCGACCCGCAAUCUGGCUCAUGAAGCGCAAGAAAAUGGCGCUCUCACCACUCGCCGCCACAGUCCUGGUUAAAGAAGGCUUGAUCUGUGCCAAAGACCUCGAACUAAUAUCCCAACACCCCGGUGCCCGCCGCGACCCCACAGACCCCAUCUCCGGCAUCCUGCUAGGCGUCUACGACACCGUCGGCGAAAUCUCGCUCGGCCUCGUUGCCGGCCCCGUCGAGCUUGGUCGUCAAGCCACGCCCGUGCUGCGCCGUUACGAAUCGUCACAGCGCGAGAAUCCAAACGGCAACACGCAGCCGCUGACCGGCCGCGAACUGCUCGGCGCGCCGCAAGCCGCAGGCAAGGUUGCGCUCGAGGCAGGCAAGGGUUUGGGCAGGAUUGUGACGGCGAGCUUGAAGACGCCGAUGGUGGUAUUGAACGGGGUUACGCGGGGUUUUCAUAAUUUGCCCAAGGCGUAUGGGGAAGAGGUUAGGGUUUAUGAGAACGUUACGGGGGUGAAGAGUGGGAUGAGGGUUGGGGCGAAGAGCUUUGCUUAUGGCUUGGGCGACGGAUUGCUCGACCUCUUUAUGAAACCUGUCCAGGGCGCGCAGCGUAAUGGUGCGCUGGGCGUUGUCACUGGAUUCGCAAAGGGAGUCGGAAAUCUGGUGUUCACUCAUUGCUUCAACGCGCCUCAUGCUAAUGCGGAUGCGCUAGGUGCGGUAGGAGUCCUGGGAUAUACGUCUGUGGGAAUUUACAAAGAGAUUCGCAACAUCAAGUUUGCCGACGACGACGAGACGUGUCCAGCAGAUCUGGUGCGGAAGCUGGGCGAGGCGGAGUAUGCGGCUGCGACCGACUCGGACAAGCUGUAUGUUGUGAGGGUGUGGUGUCAGACGAUGAUGCAUGUGAGAUUGGUAUAG